UGGUAAACGUGUAAUGUACCCGGUGCAUUUGCGACACGAGGAAUUAAAUUACGAUCGUGCCAGGAAAAAUGGUAGUGAUUGAUAAACGUAGUUCGCUGAUACUGUCCACCGCGGGUCAUUUCUUCGGCGUCCCUCUGACGGACGAUGAGGCCAUCGUCGACGGUGGAUCGGUGCUUGACAAUUUCUUGGACCGGCCAACGUGUCGAACGUUGUGCGCGCAACCGACCGACAGCAAAGGCAACGAAGCGCGAUUGAAAUUGAGCAACGAGCUGUCCGUUGGAAGAAACACUUUGGUCUUCUUCAAGUUGACAGAAGCCCCGGUCACAGAGAAGAAUUUCCACGAUCUCGUCCACGUGACGUCCACUGGCAGCGAGAAAGGAUCGACGCUGAUCGAGGCUCUGCGUCAAGUAUGGGGGCCGACGCUGCGUUCUUCCGGUCUAAGUCCGUCGUAUUUGAAGAAGCUGGAGGAGAGCCUUCUUGGUUCGCCGGUUACAACUUCCGUCCUCGAGGAGGAGGAUUACUGGCGGAAGAGAUGGGAGGACGCGAAACGUUCGCACGACAAAACGAUUUACGCCGAAGCUGUAAAAUCCCUGAAGAGCAUAAGAGCCGAGCUGGAGAGCGCGGCGGUGGCUAGAAACGCACUAAUGGCUGCAGAGGAUGCGGUGGAGGCUGUGUCCGGUUACGUGGACGAUUUAUGGAAACUGGGGGACCCAGUGUACUCGGAGAAUCGGAUGAAGUCUUUUUUGGACAUCAUCGGAGACGAAGUGGUGUCACUGGUUCGAAACGUUGUGGACGAGAUUCGUUCUUCCGACGAUCGGGUGAAGAUCGAAACGAUCUCGACCGGUGCUGGUGUCUGCGAGAAGUGGAGCAACAUGGCUGAGAAGUUCACGACGCUCUUCUGGCCCCAUCAUUCCCUUCAUCCGUGGAAGGGCCCGAGUCAUGUUCCCGAGAGAUGCGCGGGAAUUGGCAUACGACUCAGGCAGAUUGCCGAGUUACGUGCGCAGUAUCGGCAAUUAACCAGGCUGCUGACUUCGAACGAGAGGUCGGGACUUGGCACGGACACCUUAAUGCAAUGCUUCGACGAUGUUAAAGUCGUCUUCGAUGACGAUGAAAAUAGUACCGAUUGGAACAGACUUAGAAGAAAGGUCGAAGAAGGCUUGGUGCCUGCCGAAGAACGCGUCGCUCAGAAGCUGAAGUCCCAAAUCGCUGAUGCUACCACUCCGAACUUCCUACUGGCUGAAUUUCGACGUUACUUCGAGUUGAUGAAGAGAGACGGCUUGAAGAGGGCCUUACGCGGUGAACGCGAAACAUUGCUUUCUGCGUACGGAGACCUUAUCGACAGUUGUUUGGCUGGGCCAGAUACGGGAACUCUCUUAGACAGUCCCAAAAUACUGCAGGAAGUGCAAGCAGCUAGAACAGCGGAGAUGAGGCUGGAAAGCUUAGACAAAUUAGGAAAAGAGCUGCUGGCUGAUCUUCCCGGCUACGAGGAGGUCUCGUCGAAGGUGACAAUGGCUCUGAAGGACGUAGAGAAGAAACGUCAGAAUUAUCUCGAAGCUUGGACGGAGGAAACAAAGGAUGCUGUAGCGAAGAAGGAACUGUCUUUAGGCACCGAUUCCGCUGUGGUGGAGCUGACAGGUACCAGCAUGAUGCGAGUGACGUACGAUCCAAGAUUAAUGACUCUGAUCAGGGAAGCUAGAGCGCUGUCGGGUCAAGGAGUCGAACUUCCUCGUGAAGUGAAGGACUUGGUUGAAAGGGCGGGGAGUUUGGCAGGACGUGCGAGGGCUCUUCAACAAGUCGCGACAUUUCACAACACCAUUGGAGACCGUAUGGUGCCGUCUCAGAGGCCGCUGAUGCUCACGACUGCUUUGGAACUGGCUCGUGCCGUCCAGGAACAGUCUGGCGUCGUUUGGUCCGAUCCUCUGGCAGUGGACGCUUACACGGCCAGAUUAAAAGAAUUGGUGAGAAAAUUCGCACAACAGAACUCCGAUCUGGCGGCAAAGCACUGUGCACUGCGGGAUUUGGUGUCGAAUUUACUGAGAGGCGAAACGGUCAAUCUGAUCGGGAAUCAGAAUGCUUGGAAAGACGCGUUGAUGAAUAUGAGGACGAUCGUCGAUACCGUGGAGGCGGAAUACGGGAACACGAGAGCUUGGAAGCUUCAUUGGGACAGGCAGCUGCUGAAAGCGCUGGCUGUAGCUUACAGAGGCGCGCUGCCGUCCCUGUUGAAGAAGCUGCCGGACAUUAAAGCGGAACUGACGUUCCGCGACGGAUCCUUGCAGUGGCGGCCGUCGCUCGAGGAGCUACGCGCGAAACUGUACUCGUCUAUACGCCGAUCCCUCUCGAUACCGAUGAAUUUCAGGGGGGUAGGGGACGCGGCAGAUGCCCACUUCGGCGACUUGAUUCAAAGAAGCGCCUAUCUGUUCGGCGGCGUCUAUAAGCAGGCCGAAAUUGCUCUUUCCGCUCUGGAAACGCUCAGGAUGAAAUGGCUGUAUCUGGCGGCACCGGCGAAAAUCGACGCCGCUGAACGCUUGAAAGGACGAUCGCCGCAGGAAUGGACGAGAGCAUUCAAAGACGCCAAACAAUGGGCGCAGGAGGUGGGAAAACUGCGCGGAAACGAGGUGAAAAUCUGGUGCAUCAGCGUGGACACGGCAACGACCAGGAACGAUUUGGAGUCAGCGUCCCGUCGUUAUUGGGAACGUUUGUGCUCCGAUUUAAGGGUGGAGGCUUCUUCGAGGCUGGUGGCGAUCGUGGAGUUCCUUUCUUCAGCCUCGAAGGAACUGGAACGCAGACCCCGAAGCGUGGAGGAAGUUGGAUUAGCGUAUGAAGCUCAUGCACGUAUCGAAGCUCAAUCAUCCGGCAUGGCGGAAGAAAUGGAAGCUGUUGCUGGCUUAUCGAAAGUACUGGCCGCGUGGACGAGCGAGAAACUUGAGGGCGUCAGUGCGGCGCACACAUCCUGGCAAGAUCUCGCCGAUCGUUUGGAGCGUCACAAGGCGGUCGUGGCUAGAGAAUUAGAGGACGCGAAAGUGAAUCUUCGCCAUCGAGGAGUGGCUCUGCGAGACGAGAUAGAACGAUGGCAAACGAAAUGGUCCUCGAAGCCAGGAAUUCUCAACCUGGAUUGGAUAAUCUCGAUGAGGGAAAGAUGGACGAACCUGAAGGAGCAAUUGGACGUAUUGAAGACCGAUUGCCGAAGAGUCGAGUUGAGCAUCGACGAGCUCCUAGACGAGAAUGACGAGACCGUAAAGACGCUGGAGAUGCAGCUGGAGGUGGAAGAGUCGAACUGUCGAUUCCAAGCGGAAUUUAUGGAGGAGCUGAAGAACCAAGAGGACGAAGAAUGGGCUGUGGCAAGAAGGAGACUGCCUAGGCUUCACGAUUGGCUGGACUCUUGGGAAAACAGGAUACGGGUUCAGCUGAAGGAUCAAUUGAAAGACGACACGCCGGAGCAAAGGGAUAACCUGGAGAUGAACACUUUCGUCGGUAGGAAAGUUCGCGAAAUUCGAGCUGGCAUCGAGUGGCUUCAGCUUCUACGCGGGGAUGAAAUAGCUGAAGAACACUGGGGUGAACUAAGAUCCGUUUUAAAUUUAACUGACGUCAAGAAUGUCAGGGACAUCACUUUGGGCCACUUACUGCGAUCCGUGGAGAAGAUCGAAGAGAAUUCUGAGAAGAUAAAGGACAUCGCGAAGAGAGCGGCGGCAGAGAGCGGAAUCCGCCAGGGGCUGAUGGAGUUGGAGUCCUGGGAGGCAUCCGCGCAUUUUCAGCUCCAGCAAUCAAAGGACAGCAAAAACGCCGGCAUUCUUCUCGUCGAGGAGUACGGCAGUUUGUUAGCCAGGGCGGGUGAACUGAGGCUGCUGUUGGAGGGUGCGAAAGGGGCAGCUGGAUACGAGAGGUUCGCUGCGAGGGUGGCUCGUUGCGAGGCAGGGCUCUCCGAGGUGGAGGAGAGAAUAAAGACUCUAAGCACGGUUCAGAGGAAAUGGGUUUACUUGGAGCCGGUCUACGAAGGCGGAGCGGCUCCGAAUGAUACUGGCAGGUGGUCCAGAGCAGACAAAGAAUUCAGGUACCUCAUAGGGGAAGUGUCGCGCGAUUCAAGGAUAUCAUCCCUGAGAAGGCUUCCGCUUUCAACAUUCACGAACCUAAAGGAUCUAUUGGACAGGUGUCAAAGAAGCCUCGACGAAUAUUUAGAGGAGAAACGUUCAUCCUAUCCUCGGCUCUAUUUCCUGAGCGACGAAGAUCUCCUCGAAUUAGUGUCAGCGCACGGUCGGGGUCUGGAAGCUCAUCUACCGAAACUGUAUCAAGGCAUAGGAUCGAUAAUAAAGGGCGAUAAUGGACUGACGGCCGUUGUAUCGCCAGAAGGUGAAAUAUUGCAGUUACCCGGGCCCGUCGACCUCCGGGAGCCAUUACCGCGAUGGCUGAGCAAUCUCGAAGAUGGGAUGAAAACCACCCUGCGACACAGUUUAGAAAAAUGCCUAGCCGACACCGCGCCCGACCCGUCCGCCUAUCCGACUCAAGUUCUGCUGUUGGCGGAGAGGAUUCGAUUCACGGAGCGCUGCGAGAUUGCUUUAAAGGAAGGUCGAUCCUCUUUGAAGAAUCUCGUCGACUACUUGGAGACGCAAAGGGCGAGGUACAGAGGUUUGGAGGACGCCGGCGAUAAACUGACUGCGCUGAAAGCUCGCGGGCUUCUUCUGGACACCGUGCACCACCUGGAAAUAGCCAGGAAUCUGUUGAACGUCACUGUCCAGGGGGAGAGUACCGUUUGGACUUGGCACAGGCAAUUAAGAAGCUACAGAUCUAGUAAGGGGCCAAUCGUCCGCUGCGCCGGAGCAGAAUUCCCGUAUCGCUUCGAAUAUCAAGGCGCUUCUGUCGGUUUGGUACAAACGCCGUUGACAGAGAGGUGUUUCCUGGCUUUGGCACAAGCGAUGAAGCUCGGCCUGGGUGGCAGCCCGAGCGGGCCAGCUGGAACCGGGAAAACCGAGAGCGUGAAAGCACUCGGUGCUAUUCUAGGCAGGCUCGUUUUAGUUUUCAAUUGCGACGAAGGAAUGGAUACUGGCAGCAUGCGACGAAUCCUGGGUGGUCUGGCGCAAGCCGGUGCGUGGGGCUGUUUCGACGAGUUCAACCGUCUCGAGGAGGAGACUCUCAGCGCGGUCGCCAUGUUGGUUCGACCUCUGCAGGAGGCAGUUCGCGACGGUGCGACGGAAGUUGUAUUGGCUGAUCAGAAAGUGAAGCUCGAUCCCCAUUGCUGCGUGUUCAUCACGAUGAAUCCAGCCGGGAUAGAGUACGGCGGGCGUAGAAAGCUUCCGGAUUCUCUGGCGCGACUCUUCAGACCUAUCGGAAUGGCGCAUCCCGACAGGUCGGACAUCGUGAGGGCUUUGCUGGAAUGCGCCGGAUUCUUAGACGCCUCGACGCUCGCGAAACAGCUCGUCGAAACGCUCGACAUUGCGGAGAUACUGCUGUCGAAUCAGCCGCACUACGAUUGGGGUCUCAGAGCUCUCAGAUCCGUGCUGGACGCCAUUCCGAUGAAUACUGAAUUGGACGAGACCAGCAGACUAGUAGCAGCGAUCCGUGCUUCAACGUUACCGAAGCUGACACAGGAAGACACACCGAAGUUUCUGUCGCUAUUAGAAGACGUUUUCCCGAACGUGAAUCCUUCUUUGUCCACGUUCAUCGACAGGCGAGAUUUACAGACCGUUUUACAGCAGCUUUGCGCGGACCAAGAGCUGAGCAACGAAAUAGCUAACAGAUGCAUUCAACUGAACGACCAGCUGAAAAGCAGAACGGGUGUCGCGAUCGUUGGACCGGCGGGAAGUGGUAAAACAACCAUCAGGAAACUUCUGUGUGACGCUUUAACGAAAAUCGGUGAAACGGUCGUUGAAUUUCACAUGUAUCCUGGCGCGAUGCCUAAAUCGAGACUUCUGGGUCGCGUGGAUCCUCAAACUAGGGAGUGGAAAGAGGGUCUGUUAUCAAGCGUCGUCGCGUCGGCCGGAGAAUCAACGACCUGGAUCAUUCUUGAUGGCGACGUUGAACCCGAUUGGGCUGAAGCUCUAAACUCUGCCCUAGACGACAAUAGAUUACUGACUUUACCCAAUGGCGUGGGAGUAAAGCUCGGCCCUGGAACGAAAUUUAUUUUUGAGACACACAAACUAGCUGGAGCGAGUCCAGCCACCGUUUCGCGAUUAGGAGUCGUUCAUUUGGGUUCCACGAUUCCCACGAGCUUACUAGUGCCGUCGAAGCUGGCAGAACUCACAGAAGCAGCGAAGGAGGUCGCGAAUUCUCAUCUGUGUCCCUGCAUCGAGGAAUGUUUGAGAAUCAAUCAAGAUAUUUCCUCCGCUUCCGGUCUAAUGGACUCCGUGCUUUGCCAUUUGAAGGGUGCCAGCACGCACACUUCCGCUGCCUACGCCCUGCUCGCUUCAUUGUGUAAUCAAAUAGAGGAUGAAAGGCUUAGAAACGAUUUCGCUCGUUUGAUUUAUCAAUUUACCGAUUGCUGGUGUCCGGAUCCGCAGAAACCGAGUUCCGUGUUGUACGAUGAAGACACUGAUCGAUUAGAGGCUGUCCAGGAUACUAAUCAAUCAGUUGAUACAGAGGACGGUCCUAUUCUAUUGACAGGCGCUAUGAAGGGGGCUUUAGCGAGCGUCCUGCCUUGGAUUCGGAACAACCAGCCGAUAAUGAUAAGGGGCCCAGAGGGUUGCGGCAAAAGCGCCCUAAUAUCCGUGAUUCUUUCAACGAUCAGGAGCAACGAGCCUUCGACUCUGAUAAAGGGAUCAUCCCUUUACGGCGCUCAGGAUUUGGUGGCGAAACUAAAGCGGGGCUGCGUGCAAUUGAACUCGUCAUCUCAUGGGAGAACGUACAAGCCGCGAAGUGGAUCGAGGGUUGUGCUGAUUCUCGAAGAUUUGCACCUUGCUUCGAAGAGUCUACAGGAGCUCGUACGAGAGUUGCUGCAAGAAGGAGGAUAUCACGAGGAAGAUUUGGAGUUCGCUAGAGUCCCUUUAACCGUUAUAUGCACAGCAGAUGCAACGACUAAACUGCAUCCGAGAUUAGAGGCCCUUUUGUCUGUUCAUUAUCUACCGCAUCCAGGUUCGAAGGAAAUUGCUGAAAUUUUGGAACUGCACCUGAACAGUUCCUUAAAAGGGGAUCGCAUGCUGAUCGGAUCUUGGAUCACACAGCUCGCGCCCACCAUCCUGGAAGCUUUCAGGCUAAUGGAAACCAGUCAAGGCUUGCCUAUCAAAUGGACCCCGAAAGAUCUAAUUCAGUGGGCUGACAGUUUGAAGUGCUAUCCUGUGCCAGAAAAUGAAACAGAUAUCACCAGCUGUUUGUUCGACUCUGGACGACGUCUCUUCCAUCCUAGAUUGACGUUGAGAGAUCAGUCACGCUGGGAGUCGAUAGUUCUGUCGAAAGUCGCCGGGCCCGGAACCUCUGCCAACGACGUGUACAUAUGGAAACGCGGUAACACGGGCUUAUCUGCGCUGGACGAGGAACAGUGGAGGAAGGAGAUAAUUAACGCGGCGGCGAGAUGCAGCAGAGAAGGCGAUCCGGUGCAAGCGUCGAUCUCGUUUCACCUGUUGCGCACAGUGGCCGGAUUAAGCUGGGCUUUCGGGACAACCUUGAGAGGCGUGAUUCUGAUUGGACGACCUGGAGCUGGACGGAAGUCAGCCGUCCGACUCGCUGCCACUUUUUCAUCCCUUCGUCUGGUGGACUCAGGACCUGGACGCGGACGGACAUCGAUAAAAGCGGCGGUUCAAGCAGCUGGAAUCGACGGGGAGCCGACUCUGCUUUUACUCGAAGAGCAUAACAUGAGAGAAAAUGGAUUGGCCAUUUUGGCGAGCGCAAUAGUGUCGCGCGGAGAACUUCCAGGAUUAUUUACAGCGGAAGAACUGGACGGUUUAAUAGCGCCUCUGGCUGACGUAGCGAGAAGAGAAGAUUUCUCGGGCAGUUUGGAACAGUACCUCUACCACCGAUUGAGGAGUUACCUGCGAGUCGCGAUGAUUCUGGACAACGGAGAAAUCAAGUCUCCCUGGCUCACGCGUUCCGGCCUGUUGAAGCACUGCGGUUUAAUCGGGCCAGGUCUCGGUUGCGAAUGGUGGUCCAGCGAGGGCACGCUGACCGAACUGGCUCGCCAGCAAGAUGGCGCCGAGGCGGAGGCCUCCGGGGAAACUUUGCCAGGUAUAAAGGUGAUGGUAAGGGCUCACCUCGAAGCUCCGAGACAGCAACAAGCGCCGGCUCGAUUUUUCGCUCUAUUGCACACCUGGAAACACCUGCACGUGACUUGGAGCGAAGAUGUGGAACGGAAGCUGAGCAGUUUGGAAGCCGGGAUAGGAAAGCUGAAGGAAGCAGGGGGGCAGGUGGCUAAAUUGGAGGAUGAAGUCUCGAAGCAACGCCGGGAACUGGAGACAGAACAGGGUCGAGCGAACGCAGCUCUCGAACAGAUUUCAGCCACCAUGAGGGGUGCAACGGGGCAAAGAGGAGAGAUGGCGAACUUGAAAGCUGAAACCGAACGGGAAAGUGCAGAGUUAGCCCGUCGAAAGGCAGACAUCGAGGGAGAUCUCGGGAAGGUGGAGCCGUUAGUUGAACAAGCGGCUCAAGCAGUAGCUGGCAUCAGCGCUGACGCGUUAGCAGAAGUCCGCUCCCUAAGAGCACCGCCGGCGCCCGUUAGAGACGUUCUCGAGGGUGUCCUUCGAUUAAUGGGCAUCAAAGACACUUCGUGGAACAGCAUGAAAACUUUCCUGGCGAAGCGCGGGAUCAAGGACGAAAUUAGAACGUGGGACGCGAGGAGAAGCACAACAGCGAGUCUGGAGGCAGUUGCCAAGUUGGUCAAGGAGCGGCCGGAGAGUUUCGAGGAGAAAACCGCGAAAAGAGCCUCGCAGGCUGCCGCCCCAUUGGCAGCGUGGGUUCUCGCGAAUCUUCAAUACGGCCAGAUCCUUCAGCAAGUCGCGCCGCUCGAGAAGGAACAACGGCUGCUAGCCGAAAGUCUGUCAGCGGCCGAAGCUCAGAUAGGAAAGUUAGCCGCCGGACUGAACAGCGUUGAAAGUCGCGUGGCACAGCUUCAAGAGGAACUCGCAGAGCAUUCGAGAGGUGCUGCUGCGUUGCAGCUGAGAGCCGAGGCAACGGAAGGUAGGCUGGCAACUGCGAGAGCAUUGCUACAGAAAUUGGACACGGAGCAUCGUGACUGGCAGGAGCAAUUGGAAGAAUUGACCGCCAGAAAGCAGAAGUUGGACGUCGAAGCUGCGAAUGUGGCCUCCCUGUUGGUUUACGAGAAUCCCGGGAGGGACGACAAAUGGAAAAAGUCAGCCAUCGAUUUGCUGAUCACCGAGAGGGAGCGACUUCUCUGGCGCGCUCAAGGGUUGCCCGCGGACACCGGAAGUCUCGUGGCAGCGUCCUGCACCCUCAGGGGGCCGCUGGUCCCGAUAUUCGUGGAUCCGUCAGGCGUGGCGGUCUCCUGGCUGAAGAACAACGUCGGGCCCGUUAUGGAAAUCACGAGGCCGGAGGAUGGGAAGUUUCUGACCGCGCUCGAGCUGGCCGUGCGAUUCGGGAAACCGUUGCUGGUGGAGGAACUGGUCGAGUUCCCUUCGAUUUUGUUGCCGCUGCUGCGCCGCCGUCCCCUGAGGCUCGGUGAACGAACUUUGCCGCCACCGCAGGGCUUCAAACUUUUCUUGGCCACCAGACGGGACAGAUUGGACGGUUUUCCGAAGGAAGUUGACGCGGUCUUGUUCAAGAUUGCCCUCGGGGCUGGUACUAAGAGCUUGGCGGAGCGAUUCGUUGAGAGGGUUUUGUUAAAGGAAACGCCCGAGUUGGCAACGAAAAGGAAAGAGGCACUGGAACGGGAAGAAAAAUUAUCCGGCGAACGGGACACAGCGAGAUUGGAUCUGCUGGCACAGUUGGCCACCGCGAGGGGUCAAGACCUCCUCCAAGAGUCUGAAGGAUCUCAGGGUGGACUCUUGUCAUCGUUGGAGGCCACUCAGUCGAAAGCAAAAGAAAUCGCAUUUGCCCUCGAAGAAAGCCGGCGAAGCUUCGAGAAUGUGUCCAGGAGAGCCAAGGAUCACGAGAAAUUGGCGAAAUUCGCAGCGAAUUUGUAUAAGACCGUGAAAGCUCUCACAGCCUUGAGCCCGCUUUACGUUUUUUCCGCGGAAGCGUUCACAGACAUUUACCUGGAAGCGGAGGAUUAUAGGAAUUCGAUAUUGUCCGAGGAUAAGAAGGAACAGGAUAAACUGAUCGAAAAACGAUUAAUAAGCUUAACCCUCUACUAUUGCGCCAAAGCCGUGUACAGGAAGCAUCGAUUGCCAUUAGCCCUGCAGCUCUCGCUCUCCUUACAUUCGGUGCCAGACGCUGAGAGGAAUUUCCUGUUGGGCGAAGUGUUAUCGAACAACGAAGAGGAUUCUGAUUACAGAGUGCCUGAAUGGGUACCCGAAGAACGACGCCUUUCCGUGCGCGCCCUGGUGUCAUCGUUGCCUCAAAUAGCAGCGAAAAUGUCACCAGCUUAUUUGAACGACGUCGGCAACAUUUACGCGGAAAAUAGUUUAACGACAUUUCAAAAAAUUUUGCUCAUCAAGACCUUCCGUCCUGAUUACCUUCACACAGCUCUAUCGAAGUUGGCUGCCGAAGUGCUAGGUGUGAAGGAGUUAGCUCCGCCCCCUUGGUCUCUGAGGAAUGUAGCCGAAGAAGUAGCUUCGUAUCCGGUAUUGCUCCUUCUGUCGCCGGGUGCUGAUCCUGGUUCAGAGCUGCAGGCUUUGGCCAGCAAUCAAAUUGCAUCGGCCACAGGAUUCACGGAAGUGUCUCUGGGUCAGGGACAAGUCGCUCAAGCUGAGCUUGCGCUGGAAAGUGCUUGCCGAAACGGCAGCUGGAUUCUCCUCAGCAACCUCCACCUAGCUUUAAACUGGCUGCCGCGGUUAGAAAGCCUCUUACGAUCGCCCAUGUGUACCACUAACAAACACCAGGCUACAAGAAUCUGGCUAACCACCGAGGAGUGUUUAGGAUUCUACCCAAGCCUAGCUGGUCUCUGUUUGAAGCUAGCUUACGAGCCGCCGGAGGGCAUAAAAAGGAACGUCAAGAGAUCACUUCAGCAGCUCCAGCAGAAGCAACAAGACGAUCUGAACAUUCCUGGGAGCGUUCUGCUAUCUUGGCUGCACGCAACGCUUCAAGAACGACGGAAGUUCGUCCCCGAAGGUUGGAUCAGAGCCUACGAAUGGAACGAGGCGGACAUCGAAGCCGCGUAUGAACUGGUGGUGAAGAAGAUGGCCACGAAAAAGGACAAGGACAACGAUGGAAUAUGGCAGACCGGUAGAGGAUUGCUGGACGUUGCCAUUUAUGGUGGUAGACUUCAGGAUGAUUAUGACAUGCGAGCGUUGCGCUCCAUCAUCCGCGACAUUUGGUCCUCCGAGGUGUACGAAGGGCGGAAGAGGCUGGCUGGAGUGCUUAGGGUGAGCAAGAGCUCCUUCGAAGACGUGGUUAGAGCCCUGGAACAGAUUCCCGAUAACAACUCGCCCAGAGAAUGCUUUGGAUUACCGGCUAAUGCACACAGAGCGUGGGAGAGAGGGGCUGCUGAGGCGGCGCUGUCGCAUCUGAAAGGCAUUCUGAUCAAAGUAUCAGUCAGCGAAGACAAGAACGAAAAGAAAAAAAUUGAAUCAAGGAUACAUAAGGACUUGAAGGACCUGAUCGAACGUCACGGUUCGAUCUUCGCGUUGCCAGAGAUGGGAAGUGGCGGGAUUAAGAAUUCAUUGGAACGAUUCUUCGUCGACGAAUUGAAUUUGACCAAGAAGACGUUGAAUCUCAUACGAACGGACGUUGAUAAUCUAUCUUUCGAAGAUUUCAAGACACCAAAACGUUGGCUGGAAGAAUGGAAAUACGGCCCCAAGGAGGUCCUGCCUUUCGUGAAAGGAUUAUUGUCCAGAUACCAGACGUUGGAGACAAUGUUGUCGAUUUCGUCGUCCGUAAUUGACAUGUCCCGAUUGGCCAGGCCACGGGCGUUCCUUACUGUCCUGAAGCAACACACGGCUCGGCGAACACGUCAACCCCUGGAAAAUCUUCGACUUCACGUGAACUGGGUGGAAAAUCGGAGAAAAGAGUGGAAGAUAUCGUUGAUCAUCGAAGGCCUUCUGAUAUCAGGUGCGUUAAUAGAAGAUGGCGCGUUGAAGGACUUGGAUGCGAACGCAGCGUCCGUCGCAGCUGCGCCGAAUUGUCAAAUUGCAUUCCUGCCUGAAAAUUACACGGAUGAUAAUUUGGGCGAAUAUUUGGGAAACGCUAGAGAGGACAUUCUUAACAUUCCGGUCUACGCGAGCUCGCAGAGGGACAUGUUGAUUUGUUCGCUGCCGAUUAAGUGUCCGAAAGAGGACCAAGACAAUUGGUUGCGCCGAGGUGUCGCUCUUUAUCUGAAAUUAACUUAAUUCUGAUUUUCAACUAAAAUAUUCUUCACAGCGAUGGAGUCAUUUUUGGAGGCAGAACUUUUUCAUGUAAUUUAGUAUA
Messenger RNA from Nomia melanderi (Alkali bee), 12438 nucleotides. It is a transcript of the gene btv, whose product is annotated as dynein cytoplasmic heavy chain beethoven. NCBI's taxonomy places the organism in Eukaryota, Metazoa, Arthropoda, Insecta, Hymenoptera, Halictidae. Gene Ontology annotation, molecular function: dynein intermediate chain binding; minus-end-directed microtubule motor activity; ATP hydrolysis activity. Gene Ontology annotation, cellular component: dynein complex. Gene Ontology annotation, biological process: microtubule-based movement. The record is from RefSeq and is a predicted model, not a curated record.